UCUUUUCUCCAAGUAGUAUAACAUAGCCAUCACUAAUGACGGAUGAUGCUCUCCUGCGGGAGCGAGCUGAUCGCCGCCACGCGUUAGCCAGAAUCGAGAAUUUGAUCAAAGACACUCCGAAUAUGCAUGUUGACUGACCUGGAGUCGGUUGGCAUCUGCCAUCUGACCUUAUGUCUUGAAGAGGACAAUACCCAGGACCAUCCGCGCUUCUUUCAGCCAUACCAAAAGGAACUGCCUCUCCCCGAGAAAGAAGAGGAGUUGCUGGAAUUUGAGCCCGACCCGGAUCGCAUCAUGUGGGAGACUCGGGCUAUGGAGCUCUUCCUCACUAAGCAAUUCUACAAGUGCGGGAGAUACGCAGCGCCAAAGUACCCAUAUAACCCUCCGCCUUCUGGUGGAUAUCGAGAGAUUGGGGAUUACAAGCUCGGCCAACUGCUGGAAGCUGCAGGAUUUAACUGGUAUGCCGUAUCAGUUACCGACUAUUGGACGGGCAAUUAUCCACACUUCAAAGUCAUGCUAGAAAGUGACGCAGUUGGGGAUGACCGGUUGCUUCGCGGGGAGAUCAUGACCAUCACCGAUCUCAUGGCUGUGAGGCUGAGAACAAAGUCGCUGCACCCGCAUAUUGUUGCCCCAAUCCUGGUGGUGUCUCUCAUGGGUCCCCGCCAUGCCCGCGUGCUCGAAGCGGAAUUCGAUGGAAAGACUCUGAACAUUCGCGCUUCUAAGCUCUACGACUUCACGAAAAAGAACACGGAUGCUGCGCAAUUGCUAACCCGGUAUUGGCUGGGUGGUGCUUGUGGAUAGACUGAGAUAGAACUGCCCUAGUUUCUGGUUGUGGAGUUCAGUGCAACAUUUGGAGUCGGACCUCCUCGACUUUCUAUGGCAUGGUGGCGUCGCUAUUGUUCCUUCCUUCUUUCUUUCUUAGUGGCUUUGACGAGCGUCGCUCCAACCACGACAGCUACAAUCUGCCCGGCCAGCACAUGGGCUUGGAUACUGAUCUAGCUGAAGCAAAGGCAGCAUCAGAGUCGCAACAGCUCCUCCAUCAGCAGAAA
Messenger RNA from Aspergillus uvarum CBS 121591, 1046 nucleotides. RefSeq lists its product as uncharacterized. Bases 127 to 798 code for a protein of 223 amino acids. NCBI's taxonomy places the organism in Eukaryota, Fungi, Ascomycota, Eurotiomycetes, Eurotiales, Aspergillaceae. The record is from RefSeq and is a predicted model, not a curated record. The transcript has 3 exons.